Messenger RNA from Drosophila innubila, 4781 nucleotides. RefSeq names its product nuclear hormone receptor FTZ-F1 (gene ftz-f1). Gene Ontology annotation, cellular component: RNA polymerase II transcription regulator complex. The record is from RefSeq and is a predicted model, not a curated record. Lineage: Eukaryota; Metazoa; Arthropoda; Insecta; Diptera; Drosophilidae. Gene Ontology annotation, biological process: hormone-mediated signaling pathway; regulation of transcription by RNA polymerase II; tissue development. The coding region runs from base 1159 to 4269 and encodes 1036 amino acids. Gene Ontology annotation, molecular function: nuclear receptor activity; RNA polymerase II cis-regulatory region sequence-specific DNA binding; zinc ion binding. The transcript has 10 exons.
UUUUUAAAUGUGUAUGUGUAUGCGUGAAUAUAUAUGUACUAAGUGCGCGUUGUUCUCAUCUGAGUUAUUCGCAAGUGUAUGUGAGUGUGUGUGUGUAAUAGGGAAUUGCAUUUUGUUGUUUUUGUAGGAAGAGCUUUUCGCUUGUUGCGCGUGCUCGUCUUCCUCUUCGUUGUCGACGUCUACGUCUUCGUUUCUCUGUCGUCGUCGUUGUCGUGUUGUGCAAGAAGUUGUCGUCGUCUGCUUCGGCAUAAUUGCAAUAAAUUUGCUGGUUUUUUUAAUACAUAAAAGGAAGCAGCAAACGCCGACGCCACCGUCACCGUCGACAUGCAAAAACAAAUUCCAUGCGCGAAAAACAACACUAAAAGCGAAUAGCGAAUAGUCAAAGCGAAAAACGAAAACGAAAAACGUAAAAAGAACGAAAUAGCAAGAGAAUUGGCGCAGCGCAAAUAAUAAGAACAUACACUAGCGAGAGCAACAAAAACAACAAUAAAAACAACAACAAGAAUAACAGUGUGUGAGCGCAAAUGUGUGUGAGCGGCGGAAAAAAAAUAUGCUGAAAAAGCUUUCGUCGACUACGACGACGACGACGACGUCGCAGCUGCUGCUGGCGCAGGCGGAAACUGCAUCAGUGCUGAUCGUAGCGGGGUCGCGGCCGCAGGGGCAACAUGAAUCACGCAAGUUCUUUUGCUGCUGCUGUGUGCGAAUAGCCGUGUGAAGUGUACAAACAAAUAGAGAAGGCGAACGGGCCAAAAACAACAACAAUAAUAAUAGCACUUUUGCUUUCGGUCCCAACUGGUUUUAAGAACGACAAAGAGCAAAAGCAAAGUAAACGGAGCGCCCCAAAAGCAGCAACAGCAACAGCAACACAGAAAUCUACAAUAACAACAACAGCAGCCGCGUCUUCUUCUUGUCGUGAUCGCUGUUGGGGUAGCGGCGCAUGCGCUAAAGCGUCGCUGUCGACGUCACAGCAAGCAGCAGCAGCUGCUAUUGCUAUUUAAUUUUAUAAUUAUAUAUAUACAUAUACGUAUAUAUAUUUUGUGCAUAAAAGUCUUAAGUAAUUACAACUACUAUCGUUACCUGUGAAAUUGCAACAACUAGAAGAACAUCACCAACAACAACAAGAAUAAAGAACAUCACGAAACAACGUACAAAGCAACAAUGAAUAACUUUAAUGUACCUUUGAUGGCCGAGAGCAGCAGCAGCAACAUUGUUAGCUAUGCAGCUAGCAACAAUGACAACAACAACCAUCAACAGCAUCACCAUCAGCAACAGCAACCGCAACAACAACAGCACCUGCAACACCAUCACCAACAACACCAACAACAACAAUUGCUGCCACAUCAUCACAAGGAUCAAAUGCUUGCUGCUGGCAGCACACCAAUGAUUCCGUUUAUCACCUACACACAACUGCAGAAGGACGCACAACAGCAGCAACAACAGCAACAGCAGAAUUCCAAUUCGAAUCCGCCCGUUGAUAGUUUUAGCACACUUCAGGCCAUCAAUGACAGCCAAUUGGAUGGUGGCGUCUCCCUAAGUGGACUCUGUGAACGCAUCUUCGCCAGUCCAAAUCCACAUAGCAAUAGCAAUCACACCCCCAGCAAUAAUAACAACAACAACAACACAAAUAACAACAACAACAAUGUGGAUGACAAGUUAACAACGCCAUCUAGCGGUGGUGUCAUCAAUAAUGGUGCUGUCAUCAUUGAAUCAGUCACAAUGCCAUCAUUUGCCAACUUAUUGUUCAACAACAACCGCAACAACCACAACAAUCACAACAACCACAGCAACAACAACAAUCAGGCUACAGUCAAUGGUGUUGAGUCUUUAAAUAGCAUUGAUCCCGUGUUGUUGCAAAAGUCAAACACUAUGGAAUAUCAUCAGCUGAAGCCGUUGGAGAAUGUUGCAAGUUCUGCUGUGGCAGCUGUUGUAAGCACCUCAAGUUUCCUUAGCUCAACAACGGCGCAGUUGUUGGACUUUGAGGUGGUUGCCACUAAGGAUACAUCAGUUGUUGUUGUUGCUGGUAAUGGUAUUGCUGAUACAACAACAACUGCUGCUCCCGCUGCUGCAGCAACAACAACAACCACUGCCAAUCGUAGCUCGUUGCACAGCAUCGAGGAAUUAGCAGCCAGUUCCUGUGCCACAAACAAAACAACAAGCAACAAUACAACAAGUACAACACAACAACAACAAUUGCAUCAUCAGCAACAACAACAACAACAGGCUGGCAAUCUCAGUGGCUCUAAUCUCAGCUCAGAUGAUGAGUCAAUGUCGGAGGAUGAAUUUGGUCUAGAGAUUGAUGAUCAUGGGGGCUAUCAGGAGACCAACUCAUCCCAUUCGCAACAAAGUGGCAAUGGAGCUGCUGGCAAUGGCAAUGCCAACGCUGGCAACUCUGGCCAACUAUUGAAUGGCACUGGCGGUGGCAGCUCUGGUGGCAACGGUUACAUGUUGCUGCCACCAGCUGGUGGUGGUGGUGGUGGCAACAACUCUGCCUCUGGCGCCUCACACAUGUCCGGCAAUAUUGGCAGCGGCGGCGGUGCGGGCGGUGGAGCGGGCACAACCGCUGGCAGUGGACAUCAUGGCGGAACGAGUGCCACAUCCGGCGGUGGUGAAGCCAUCGAUUUCAAGCAUCUGUUUGAGGAGCUUUGCCCCGUCUGCGGUGACAAGGUGAGUGGGUAUCAUUAUGGCCUGCUCACCUGCGAGUCCUGCAAGGGAUUCUUCAAGCGCACCGUUCAAAACAAAAAGGUCUACACAUGCGUUGCGGAGCGUUCCUGCCACAUUGAUAAGACACAGCGCAAACGCUGUCCAUACUGUCGAUUCCAAAAGUGCCUCGAGGUGGGCAUGAAACUGGAGGCUGUUCGAGCGGAUCGCAUGCGUGGCGGUCGGAACAAGUUCGGACCGAUGUACAAAAGGGAUCGGGCGCGAAAGCUGCAGGUGAUGCGUCAGCGCCAAUUGGCGCUUCAGGCGCUGCGCAGUUCGAUGGGAUCGGACAUAAAGCCGACGCCUCUGUCGCCGGGUUAUCAGCAAGCAUAUCCAAAUAUGAAUAUUAAGCAAGAAAUACAAAUACCUCAGGUAUCCUCACUCACACAGUCGCCGGAUUCAUCGCCUAGUCCCAUUGCCAUUGCUUUGGGCCAGGUUAAUGCGAGCGGGGGCGGUGUGAUAGCCACGCCCAUGAAUGCCGGCAAUGUGAGUGGCGGCAAUGGCAACGGCAGCUCCUCAUUGGGCAGUGGCAACAACAACAACAACAAUACCAACAACAACAGCAGCAGCAGCACAGGCAGCGGUGGCAGUGCAGGCGGCGGAGGAGGAGGAGGAGGUGGUGGCAACAACGCUGGCGGCGGCGGCGGUGGCAACAACGCUGGCGGCGGCGGCGGUGGCAACAACAACAACAGCAACAAUGGCGAUGGCCUGCUACGCAACGGAAACGGCAGCAAUGGCAACAGCAACAGCAGCUGCCAUGAAACCGGAACUGGAUCUCUGCAGAACUCAGCCGAAUCGAAAUUGUGCUUUGAUUCUGGCACACAUCCAUCGAGCACAGCCGAUGCGCUCAUUGAGCCCCUGAGGGUAUCGCCAAUGAUACGUGAAUUUGUGCAAUCGAUCGACGAUCGGGAAUGGCAGACGCAACUGUUUGCGCUGCUGCAGAAGCAGACGUACAAUCAGGUGGAAGUGGAUCUCUUUGAGUUAAUGUGCAAAGUGCUCGAUCAGAAUCUGUUCUCGCAAGUCGAUUGGGCAAGAAACACCGUCUUCUUUAAGGAUCUGAAGGUGGACGAUCAGAUGAAGCUGCUGCAGCAUUCGUGGUCCGAUAUGCUUGUACUUGAUCAUCUGCAUCAUCGCAUACAUAACGGUCUGCCGGAUACGACGCAAUUGAAUAACGGUCAGGUCUUCAAUCUAAUGAGCCUCGGCCUCUUGGGCGUACCCCAGUUGGGUGAUUACUUCAAUGAGUUGCAAAAUAAACUGCAGGAUCUAAAGUUCGAUAUGGGCGAUUAUGUGUGCAUGAAAUUCCUAAUACUAUUAAAUCCAGAUGUGCGCGGCAUUGUCAACAAGAAGACCGUCUUGGAGGGACACGAGAGUGUGCAGGCAGCGCUGCUGGAUUACACGCUUACGUGUUAUCCCUCAGUCAAUGACAAAUUCAGGAGGCUAUUAAACAUACUACCGGAAAUCCACGCCAUGGCCGCACGGGGCGAGGAGCAUCUCUACUCGAAGCACUGCGCGGGAAGUGCGCCAACGCAGACGCUGCUCAUGGAGAUGUUGCAUGCCAAGAGGAAGGUGUAAACAUGUGGCCGCAAUUAGAAAUCGAGUUCGAAUUCGAAAUCGAAAUGCAAAACCGAUGGAAAUACUUAAACAAAAUAUAUGGAAAAUGUGUAAAUAACAAAGAAGGAAAAGCAAAAGUGAAAAGCAACAAGGAAAAACAAAAACUUAUUUGCUAUGCGAAGAACAUGUAUAAUGCAUGUAAAAUAAUGAUGCAUAUAAAGCAGAAAGAUCAUCACUACCACCAACUACACUCACACACACACACACACCUACACACACAACCACACAUUUGUUGAUUCAAUGUUAAUUAAUUAUUAUUAUGUUAAUGACUAGCUUUAGCCUAUGUUUAACUAAUUGAUUAAUUUGUCUUAAAUUAAUUCGUGUUAAUUUUUAGUCGUGUCCUCUGAUAAAGCAAUUCAAAAAACAACAAACAGAAAACCGAAAAAAAAAACCACAACAACCACUACCACUAAACUACCCAACAAAAUUGUGGAAAGUGCAAUGAAUAACUUUCUUUAGAAAAUAACAAAAAA